Molecule: messenger RNA, 2160 nt
Organism: Fundulus heteroclitus (mummichog)
Lineage: Eukaryota; Metazoa; Chordata; Actinopteri; Cyprinodontiformes; Fundulidae
Product: myb/SANT-like DNA-binding domain-containing protein
Exons: 4
Coding region: 368-1855 (495 amino acids)
Source: RefSeq, a predicted model, not a curated record
GUACGGUCAGCUGACGUCACCGCCACGCUUCCCAGCAGCAAAGCGGUGCCGCGAGCUGCGCAGCCGCCCUGCGCAUCCGCCAGCUGAGCUGAGAGGUGGACGGCGCAGCCAUUUCUCCGCCGGCCGCUGGAAAACCAAACCCGCACAGAGCGCCGCUGCCCCGCCGCGCACGCAGCUGAGCGGGACGCGCAGGAGCCAGACGCCGCGGCGGCGUCACUUCAGGCUUAGGCGUGCUUCACCGAUCAUCAGCAGCGAUCUCCAAACUUUCUCCCCCCGUCAAACGCCUGCGCAGACAAAACGCGCGCAGAAUUCUAUAUUUUUUUUAUGUUGUUUAUUAUUUUUUAUUUUAUUUUUUGCUGCAACAGCCAUGGAUGCGAACCUGCACGGAGGCGGCGCCGACGUCUCAUCGAUGCAUGUGAAAACCGAAGCCGGGGAUGAAAGCUCAUCUGCGCUGGGUUUGGGCAGUCAGGAGGCGCCUGCGCCCUGCGGAGAUGCCGCAUGCAGAGCAGCAGCAGCAGCAGGAGGAGGAGGAGGAGGAGGAGGAGGAGGAGGAGUGCAACAGACUGCGGAGGAACUGACUGACACGGAGCUGCAGGCCAACACCUCCGCUCCCUCUGUUCUGCUGUACCCUGUGAGCACAGAUCGGUUCUUCACAUCGUCAGCUGAUGGGAAAACCUACCUGAAGAUUGCCCCAGCUGCAGUGCUGCCACCUGCUCCCUCAGACAAGACGCUCUCCUCUGGCUCGGAUUUCUCCUCCAAAGCCGUCCUGUGUCUGAUAGAGGCGGUCGGCCGCCGCUGGGGCCUCUACGAGACUCGGGAACGCUCCCAGCUCUUCCAGAGCGUCCAGGAAGAGAUGGCCUCAAAGGGCCACGUCCUUCCUGUCGAAAAAAUCCGCCGCAAGUGGAACAACCUCAUUGUCACGUACAAGAGGGUCAAGGAUCGCAGCCGGGAGACGGGACAUGCCAAAACGUCCUGGGAGUUCUUUGACCUCAUGGAUGCCACACUCUGUGACACUAUUGGCUCGCAGAUCAUUAGUAACAAAAGGAACAAAGGUAGCAGUACAGCUUCUUCGCUGGCCAUUCUUUCAACAAAGAUCGCUGCCAAACCGGCAACCACCAUCGUCCGUCCAAAUGGGGACUUUGUCGCAGCCGGUGGUCUGGAUCCCGCCGGUCUGGCGGCGGCCACCAGCCAAAUCAUGAGUAGCGCCACUGCCAGUCCCUCGCAGAGCGCAACAGCAGUUACCCUUGGAAAUACCCCAGAGGUCAAGCCUGUCAUUGUCCUUAACGGUGACAUUGUUGCUACAGGCAUUCAGCCGGCAACCGUUGUACCGUCUCCAUCGUUUAUCUCUUCUCCAUGUUUCACUGAAACAGCGCCCGUUUCUUCCUCACUCUGCUCCGCCACCGGCACAGACCCAGGCCCGUCGGCCUACAAAAGCCGAAAAGCGUCCGCCUUCACGUCCGGCGUCACGCCCUACUGCCUCGGUACGACCCCGCUUGGCCACGCUCAGAACAUCCUUGGCCUCUCUCCGUGCCCCGCGGCCUCUUCCUGUCACACCACCUCCAGCACCGCUUCGCUGUCGACGCACGCGGUGGCAGGAACAGAGGGGCAGAACCAGAAGGGAAGCAAGGAGCAAAGCGGCAUCGCGCUGUUCCAGGAGAUCAUGAAGCGGCAGGAGGAGCAGGGCUACCUGGACCGGGUGGCUCGGCGCAGGGUGGAGGCCAGGGAGAAGAGGCGUGAGAGGAGGGAGGUGCGGAUGUCAGAGUCCCUGGGAAGGAUAGCCACAGCGUUGGAGCUGCUCUCCUCCAAACAGGACACAGUCAUUGCGCUCCUGCAGAGACUGGCCGAUCGGAAAUGAUGAGCUUUAAGAAAGGAAAAUUGUCUCAUCACAUUUUGAUCCCACUUUAAAAUCGUGCUUUAUAAAGAGUUCUUAUAUUCAUAUAGUGAAGUAGCACAUUAUCCGGAACAGGUUUCACUAUGAAAAAGAGCUUCAUUCAAGCUAUAAAUCUGUGGUGUCGUGUGCUUAAUAUUUCAGUUUGUUGCAUUUACAUGUCGAGUGAAAACUAUGUACAGAUGCUGGUCGUAUAAUUAGAACAUCUUGAAAAAGUUCUGUUCAAAAAGUAAAACUUGUGUGUCAUAUUCAUUCAUUACACACAGACUGAU